Messenger RNA from Megalobrama amblycephala (Wuchang bream), 1307 nucleotides. RefSeq names its product solute carrier family 25 member 5 (gene slc25a5). Gene Ontology annotation, biological process: mitochondrial ATP transmembrane transport; mitochondrial ADP transmembrane transport. The coding region runs from base 111 to 1007 and encodes 298 amino acids. The transcript has 4 exons. The record is from RefSeq and is a predicted model, not a curated record. Gene Ontology annotation, cellular component: mitochondrial inner membrane. Lineage: Eukaryota; Metazoa; Chordata; Actinopteri; Cypriniformes; Xenocyprididae. Gene Ontology annotation, molecular function: ATP:ADP antiporter activity.
UCGCUUCAACUUUUCAAUCGGCCAUUUCGAAUCAGCCGGCAUUCCACGCUAGUCCUGCGGCAGAGCGGGAUAUACCUCUUCAAGCGACACCUCUCCAAGAACACCUAACAAUGAACGAGACCGCCAUCUCUUUCGCCAAGGACUUCUUGGCCGGUGGUAUUGCCGCUGCUAUCUCUAAAACCGCCGUGGCCCCCAUCGAGAGAGUCAAGCUACUGCUUCAGGUGCAACAUGCUAGCAAACAGAUUACAGUGGAUAAGCAGUACAAGGGCAUUAUGGACUGCGUGGUGCGCAUUCCCAAGGAGCAGGGCUUCCUGUCGUUCUGGAGAGGAAACUUGGCCAAUGUCAUCAGAUACUUCCCCACCCAGGCCCUCAACUUUGCUUUCAAGGACAAGUACAAGAAGGUCUUCCUUGAUGGCGUGGACAAGCGCACCCAGUUCUGGAGGUACUUCGCUGGCAACCUGGCCUCAGGUGGUGCUGCCGGUGCCACAUCCCUCUGCUUUGUGUACCCCCUCGACUUCGCAAGAACCCGUCUGGCUGCUGAUGUCGGCAAGGCUGGAGCAGAGAGAGAGUUCUCUGGCCUGGGUAACUGCUUGGUAAAGAUCUUCAGGUCUGAUGGUCUCAAAGGAUUGUACCAGGGCUUCAACGUAUCUGUGCAGGGUAUCAUCAUUUACAGAGCCGCCUACUUCGGUAUCUACGACACAGCCAAGGGUAUGAUGCCAGAUCCCAAAAACACCCACAUUGUUGUCAGCUGGAUGAUUGCUCAGACUGUGACUGCUGUUGCUGGUCUUACAUCCUACCCCUUCGACACAGUCCGUCGUCGUAUGAUGAUGCAGUCUGGCCGCAAAGGAGCUGACAUCAUGUACAGUGGCACAAUUGACUGCUGGAAGAAGAUCGCGCGUGAUGAGGGUGGCAAGGCUUUCUUCAAGGGAGCCUGGUCCAAUGUUCUCAGAGGCAUGGGUGGUGCCUUUGUGCUGGUCUUGUAUGAUGAGCUGAAGAAGGUCAUUUAAAUGUUUCCUGUCCACCAUUCAAUGUGAGAUGUUUAACUGUAACAUAUCUUGUACAUUUGGAAGGACUCUCAAAUUCCGCCUUAUUUAUAGGGACCAACUAGUAUGUCAGUACUAGUUGUACUGGGGGAAAUUGUUUCUGCGGUUUUCUUUUGCCCCGUUCAUCUUAUUUUUCUCCUUUUGUUCCCCUCGCCAUACUGUCAUUCCCAGAAAGAAAGAUUGCCGGGUACUAAAAUCUACCCGUUUUCCAGCCGGUGUGUUUUUAGUCAUUGCAUCAAUAAAGACCCACAGAAUGAACCUAAA